Octopus sinensis (East Asian common octopus) is the source of this 1454-nucleotide messenger RNA. Its product is annotated as fibulin-1-like. Lineage: Eukaryota; Metazoa; Mollusca; Cephalopoda; Octopoda; Octopodidae. The record is from RefSeq and is a predicted model, not a curated record. The transcript is spliced from 7 exons. Bases 248 to 976 code for a protein of 242 amino acids. Gene Ontology annotation, molecular function: calcium ion binding.
GUGUCAUUGUCUGAGACUAUUAUCAUGGUGUUCUGUUUUUAUAUUCUGCUAUUCCAUUAUUCUUUCUCUAAAUAGUUUGAAAUACACUCGAUAUUCUACAACCUGUACCAGAUGUUGUAAAGGAUGGACUGGCGUGCCUGGACGUUGCAGAGAUAUCAACGAGUGUCGAAGAAAGCCUUGUCCAUGGAAUGCUAGAUGCAUCAACACAGCCGGUUCCUAUCGCUGUGUUUGCGACCGUGGAUGUACGAUGGGACGACGGGAAUGUAAUGAUGUAAAUGAGUGCAGACGGAAUCCGUGUGGUAAAUACGGGAAAUGCCGCAACACAAUAGGGUCCUACAAAUGUUAUUGUAGUCGAGGGUUUAAAUGGAACGGGAGAACAUGUAUUGACAUCAACGAGUGUAGACGUGGGAGAGUCUGUGGUCGUUAUGCAAGAUGUUACAACACACCUGGUUCCUACUAUUGCAAGUGCUACAACUCGGGCUACAAGAAGAUCGGACGGAAAUGUGUAGACAUCAAUGAAUGUAAAAACAACCCUUGUCCUUCUGAUGCCAAAUGUUACAACUACCCAGGGUCUUACCGUUGUGCAUGUAAACGAGGUUACCAAUUUGUAAAUGGAAAAUGUGUUGAUUACAACGAGUGCAAAUAUAGAGGAAGAUGUGAGCACAUCUGUCUCAACACUCCCGGAUCCUUCUAUUGCCGCUGUAGAAAGGGUUUUGAAUUAUAUAAGAAACGUUAUUGCGUGGACAUCAACGAAUGUAGGUGCAACAAUGGUGGAUGCCCUUUCCCUUACAGAUGCGUUAACAAACCCGGGCACCACUACUGUGAUUGCCCCUUCGGGUUUGGAGUUAGAGGGAAAAUGUGUCACCUUUUGAUACCUCAAAAGCAACUGAACUUCACUCUCCCCAAUAACCAAAAAACCUUACCAAGAAUUAAUCUGCCAGAACAAAACUCAACUUUGGCGCCAUCUGAAGGUUAAGUCAGAAGCAAGGCAAGGUGGUCAUAAAUGGAAUACCUACCAUUUGUCUUUUCGAUGAUUUUCCCUCGAUCGAAACUUAUAUGGAAUCUAAACAACAUCGACAUGAAAAAAUAAUCGACCGUUACUCUCUACUGUAUUAUACAUUAAAAACCAUACUCCUACUCAAAUAGUUUAAACCCACACUACAUGGUAAUAAAAUAAUUAGCAUCGAAUUAAACAAAACAUUGAAAGUAUAAUCGCCGACCAAUAUCAAACGUUUCGCGUGGAACUUCUUUGUGGGGUAACCUCCAUGGCAAGUCAUCUUUUUAGGUGACUUCCAUAUGACAUAGGACAUCUCUUACAUGACCACCACAUCAAGUCAUCAUCAGUUAAGGACACGUGAUGACAAUUAUACUAUAUCAUCGUUGCGUAUGUUUCGAGUUUUUUUUAUAAAUUCUGUAAUUUCAAUUAGUUAGUUAAAUAAAUGACCAUUGCACUU